CAUCAAAUGAAACAGAAUGGAAAGAAACAUGACAGUUUCAAGUGACAUCCUGCAGAUCCAAGGUUUCGACAUAUCUCCAGAGUUCACAUACCCUGUGUUCUUCUUGCUGCUGUUUUUCUACUUUUCCCUGCUCCUCUCAAACAUUGGCGUUCUUGUGCUUAUCAUCACUGAGAAGAGUUUGCACCAGCCGAUGUACAUACUCUUCUGUAACCUGCCCGUCAACGACCUGAUAGGUAACACAGUCCUACUUCCUCAGCUGAUGGCUCACGUCAUCUCAACUGAACGCUACAUCACCUACAACCAGUGCGUGGUUCAAGCCUUUCACAGCCACACGUUCGGGUCAGCUGCACACAUGAUUCUCGUCAUCAUGGCAAUCGACAGAUAUGUUGCCAUAUGUCACCCCUUGAGGUACCACUCCAUUAUGACCACCAGAACUGUAAUCGGGCUGUCAGCCACUGCAUGGGGAGUGUCCUUAGUGCUUGUGUCCGUUUUGAUAGGUCUUACGUUGAGGCUGUCCCGCUGUACGUCUGUUAUACACAAUGCUUAUUGUGACAAUGCAUCGCUGUUCAAGCUUUCUUGUGAAGAUGUGUCCAUCAACAAUAUCUAUGGACUCUUUUUCACUGUGCUGCUGUUUGGUUGCUCAAUUGGAGGCAUAGCGCUCACAUACUUCAGGAUAGCUCUCAUCUGCUGGAUCAAGAAAAACAAAGAGUUGAAUAACAGGGCCAUGCAAACCUGUGCGAGCCACCUUGUCCUCUAUCUUAUCAUGCUCUGGUCAGGGUUUUUAACCAUCAUAUUGCAUCGUUUCCCAAAUUACCCAGAUUUAAGGAAGAUCGCAUAUAUUCUAUUUCAUGUUGUCCCUGCCAAUUUGAAUCCGAUCAUUUAUGGAAUGCAAUCACGAUCAUUGCGUGAAAAAAUAAUUCAAAUCCUGCACAGGAAGGGGACUCCAACCUAA
Scophthalmus maximus (turbot) is the source of this 952-nucleotide messenger RNA. Its product is annotated as olfactory receptor 13H1-like. The record is from RefSeq and is a predicted model, not a curated record. The transcript has a single exon. Gene Ontology annotation, cellular component: membrane. Gene Ontology annotation, molecular function: G protein-coupled receptor activity; olfactory receptor activity. NCBI's taxonomy places the organism in Eukaryota, Metazoa, Chordata, Actinopteri, Pleuronectiformes, Scophthalmidae. Bases 17 to 952 code for a protein of 311 amino acids. Gene Ontology annotation, biological process: G protein-coupled receptor signaling pathway.